CCGAGGAGGAGACGGUGCUGGGGUCGCCACACGCGCCGCCGCCCUGCACGCUCGUGUGGCGAGACCUGUCCGUGCACACCAAGCUGAAGGACGGCAACCUUAAACGAUUAAUAAAUAAUGUGAGCGGCAUUGCAAAACCGGGCUCGUUGGUGGCAUUAAUGGGACCCAGUGGCGCCGGAAAAACUACAUUAAUGAGCGCGUUAGCGCACCGGAGUCCAGUGGGCACGGUCGUCGACGGAGAGGUAGCCAUGAACGGCCGGCCCGUUGGAGACUUCAUGCACCGACAGAGUGGCUACAUGCAUCAAGACGAGUUGUUCGUUGACAAUUUGACGGUUAUCGAGCAUCUUAGUGUAAUGGCCCGACUACGUAUGGACCGGCGCACCUCCUCCAUCGCUCGGAAACGUCGAGUGAAUCAACUCCUGCGACAGCUGGCGCUCUAUAAGUCGCGGUUCACACGCAUCGGCGGUCUUGAUGGACAGAAAACUCUAUCCGGAGGGGAGAGGAAGCGACUAGCCUUCGCGACUGAGCUCUUAACAGACCCCGGUCUACUCUUCUGCGAUGAGCCCACCACGGGUCUGGAUUCCUUCUCAGCGCAGAAGCUGGUGUCUCUGCUGCGAGCCAGCGCCGCACAAGGGAAGACCGUUAUAUGCACCAUCCACCAGCCGUCUUCGGAGCUGGUAGCGCAGUUUGACAAACUAGUGCUGUUAGCGGAAGGAAGAGUGGCGUACGCAGGCAGUGCGAAAGGAGCGCUCACUUUUUUUGAAAGCUUGGGCUACCACUGUCCCAUCACGUACAAUCCAACGGACUACUUCAUAAAGGUGCUGGCGAUGACACCGGGUUCAGAGGAGGCCUCGCGACAGGCGGUGAAGAGCAUCUGUGAUCGAUUCGCGGUCAGCGACGCCGCUAAAGAAUUAGACAUGGAGAUACACUUGGAGUUUCAUCUUAUGGACCAUGAGGACCAGGCUAGAAAGAAACUAAAUAAGGAAAACUUCAAGUCACCAUUUUUCUUCACAAAAAUUAUGUGGCUCGUGUACCGAUAUGCGCUGAUCGUCAUCCGAGAUCCAAGAGUGCAGUUUAUACGAAUUAUACAAAAAUUGGCAAUAGCCUUCACCGCCGGCCUUUGCUUCCUUGGCACAGCACGCCUGACCCAAGCCGGGGUCCAAGACGUGCAGGGUGCCCUCUUCAUCAUCAUAGCAGAGAAUACCUUCAGCCCCAUGUAUUCAGUCCUGCACAUGUUCCCUGAGGAGUUCCCGUUGUUCCAUAGAGAGAUCAGAGCGGGGUUGUACUCGACUCCUGAGUAUUAUGUAGCGAGGAUGAUUGCGUUGUUCCCAGGACUGGUGGUUGAGCCAUCCCUGUUCACACUAGUGGUAUACUGGAUCGCGGGGCUUCGAGCUACAUUCUACGCCUUCGGCUUCACCGUAUUCCUAUCCAUAUUGGUGCUGAACGUUGCUAUCGCUUGCGGAUCGUUCUUCUCAUGCGCUUUCGGCUCGAUGCCUGUCGCCAUCGCUUACCUCGUACCUUUCGACUACUGCCUCAUGAUGACGUCUGGCAUCUUCAUCAAACUAAGUACAUUACCAAAAUACAUAUCCUGGAUUCGGCAUUUGUCGUGGCUCAUGUACUCAAACGAAGCCAUGAGCAUACUCCAGUGGGAUGGCGUUAGCAACAUUACUUGCGCCCCAACCGACUCCGGUACGCCAUGCCUCAGCACGGGCGAUGAGGUUCUCAACGUAUACGACUUCACCACUUCGCACUUCUGGACGGAUGUCAUCGCGCUCGCUGUGCUGUACCUCACCUUCCACCUCCUCGCGUUGCUGGCCUUGAGGCAUCGGACUAGGCGGAAAUAAUAUUAUCUCACAGUAUAUUUCUG
Cydia fagiglandana is the source of this 1867-nucleotide messenger RNA. It is a transcript of the gene -w-2, whose product is annotated as protein scarlet. The transcript has 13 exons. Gene Ontology annotation, biological process: transmembrane transport. Bases 159 to 1844 code for a protein of 561 amino acids. Gene Ontology annotation, molecular function: ATP binding; ABC-type transporter activity; ATP hydrolysis activity. Gene Ontology annotation, cellular component: cytoplasmic vesicle membrane; plasma membrane. The record is from RefSeq and is a predicted model, not a curated record. NCBI's taxonomy places the organism in Eukaryota, Metazoa, Arthropoda, Insecta, Lepidoptera, Tortricidae.